UCACACUUAAUUUUUCAUUUACACCCCUACCCCACCGCCGCCGCCGCCGCCGCCGCCACACUUAUCUCAGUGCCCUUUUAAAAUAGUAGUAGGCUUUUGGGGCGAGCACUCAAUUCUCGUUAUAUCUCUAUCUCUCUUUCAGUCUCUGAGUUUUUCUCAGUCUCUUGUUCAUCUGGCGUUACCCUAGCUGCGAAUUUUUUGUGUACCAUUGCUGAAUCUGCAGUGGAGGACUUACCUAAGCUGCCAACAAGUCCAGAGUAUAAGGAGUAUAAGGAGACCAGAGCAAAGCUGCUGCUCAGAGGUGGGCACUUUGAUAGCAGUGAAGAACUCUACAGAACUUGUGUUAGCACUAAUACAAGGACACUGAUGCUGGGUCAUAACCAUGCUCAGGCUUUGGCUUCUCAAGAGACAUUAGCAAAGUUAGUGAAUUUGUUGCAGGUUACCAUCAAGUUUGGGAUCUAACAACUUCUUGCAGUAAGCAUGGCCAAGCAUCACCCUGAUUUGAUUAUGUGCAGGAAGCAACCAGGUAUUGCCAUUGGACGAUUAUGUGAGAAGUGUGAUGGGAAGUGCGUAAUUUGUGAUUCCUACGUGCGUCCUUGCACACUCGUGCGAGUUUGUGAUGAAUGCAACUAUGGAUCGUUUCAGGGCCGCUGUGUUAUCUGUGGAGGAGUGGGAAUUUCUGAUGCCUACUAUUGCAAAGAGUGCACGCAGCAGGAGAAAGAUAGGGAUGGUUGUCCAAAAAUUGUCAAUUUGGGAAGUGCCAAAACAGAUCUGUUCUAUGAACGGAAAAAAUAUGGGUUUAAGAAAAGGUGAUGGUGUUGAAUUAUUGUCUUCCCAAGUUUGUUUCUGUUGUCAUUAUGCACUAAUAUACUUGGAGAUGAUGACAUAUUUCAAAAUGUUGGAGCAAGGCCUUAGGUUUUAGAUUUGUAUUUGUGGAUAUUAUCAGGUUUUGAAAAUGAAGAGAGGUGAUGGACAAGCUAACAUUAAAAUUCUAUCUGAAUGGAAAACAUUGUUGAAUUUGCAUUUAGACCUAUAAAUCUUCUUUGUUUGUCUC
This is a messenger RNA of Camellia sinensis, 1054 nucleotides long. Lineage: Eukaryota; Viridiplantae; Streptophyta; Magnoliopsida; Ericales; Theaceae. The record is from RefSeq and is a predicted model, not a curated record.